AUGGAGACCCGCACGUCAAUCGAGGAUUACGAAUCGUCGGAGGUCCAACCUCUCCCUGUGAAUCCGCUGCUACUAGAAGUAUUACGAAGUCAAUCAGGAGCCUCAGCAAAGGGUGAUAACUACGCAGCCUCUGUAAUAGUGGAACGUGAAACGAACAGUGGAAUUGAUCUUGAGGUGCCGGACAACCUUAUUGGGUUUGUGCUGGGUCCAGGAGCUAAGACAAUAAAAUAA
Messenger RNA from Cooperia oncophora, 231 nucleotides. Lineage: Eukaryota; Metazoa; Nematoda; Chromadorea; Rhabditida; Trichostrongylidae. The record is from the annotation of a GenBank genome assembly.